CGCGCCCGGCUUAGUGUCGCUCAAGUCGCGGCGCGCGGUGGUCGUGCGUCGAGCGCGCGUGGAGUGAUGUCUGCGAGAUGAGACUGCCUCUGGUGCUACUGUGGCUGGGCGCGGCGGCGGCCUGCGGCCCGGGCCGCGGCUUCACCCGUCGCCAUGGACCGCGCCGCCUCACCCCCCUCGUCUUCGGUCAGCACGAUCCCAAUAUCAGUGAGAACUCGAUUCAAGCCAGCGGCCCCGCCGAGGGCCGCAUCACCAGGGAGGACGAAAAGUUCAGAGACUUAGUGCCUAAUUAUAAUCCGGACAUCGAAUUCAAGGAUGACGAAGGCACCGGAGCCGAUCGCCUAAUGACGCAGCGUUGCAAGGAGCGUCUGAACACGUUGGCGAUCAGCGUGAUGAACCAGUGGCCGGGCGUGCGUUUGCGCGUCAUCGAGGGCUGGGAUGAAGAGAACGCGCACUUGGAGCACUCGCUGCACUACGAGGGCCGCGCUGUGGAUCUCACCACGUCCGACAAGGACCGCAGCAAGUACGGCAUGCUGGCUAGGCUGGCGCGGGAGGCAGGGUUCGACUGGGUCUUCUACGAGAGCCGGUCGUAUAUACACUGCUCUGUUAAGACUGAGUCGUCGAUGGGCACGGGUGCGGGCUGCUUCCCGAGCGGCGCGGUGGUACGCACGGAGGAGGGCCCGCGCGACAUCGCCACGCUGCGGCCUGGUGACCGCGUGUUGGCUGCUGAUGAGAACGGGAAACUCAUAUACUCAGAGGUAUUAACGUUUAUCGAUCGCGAUCCGAACGCGACGCGAUCGUUCGUGCAGGUGUCGGCGGAGAACGGCGUAGUGAUGACGACGACGGCAUCGCACCUGCUGCUGCUGGCGGCGGCGGAGGGCUGGCGGCCCGCGUUCGCGGCGGAUGUUCGCGUGGGAGAUGUGUUGUUGACGCGCGGACCCGGCGGCGUCAUGCGACCGUCGCGUGUUGUAACCACGAGCACUGUGGUCAGACUCGGUGUGUACGCGCCUCUCACCCGCGCCGGCACCAUCAUCGUCGACGACGCGCUCGCUUCCUGCUAUGCGCUGGUUCGCAGCCACUCACUGGCGCAUGCAGCCAUGGCGCCGCUGCGAUGGAUGGCGCGCUGGACCGCCUCCAAGGACACCCCGCGCGGCGUCCACUGGUACGCCAGCGCCCUCUACUCCUUCGGCGAUUUUGUGCUCCCCUCGUCCUACCGGUACCGCUGACGUGAAUACUGACACUCUUACUCAAAGUGAAGGAUUAUUAACGCGCGCAGGACGUGCCGAACUCUCGCACCUGUAAAUAAUGGCCAGUGUACAUAAUAUUGUGAAAGCACACAUUCUAAAUGUAAAUACGCUCGCAUUUAAUGUUUUUCAUGUAGCUACGACUUCGAUGACAAUGAUAUACUUACCCGAUGGAAUCUAUUUAUUAAGUAGUUGUAAGACUUUUGCAAUUUGCAUAUUAUUUAGUUAACUUACUAGAAAUAUUUGUAAAUUGUGUCGGUAUUGUUAUUCUGCACAAUGCAGAAAUACUUAAAUGUAUGCGCUUAUGUUUUUUUUAAGUUACUGUAAAAAUAUUAUUAGCGGUUAGGCGAUUCCUUUUGUUAGAAAAUUCGGAAUAUUUUGGACAUUGUCUUCCUUGAAGCAAGCAGUAUUCGACCCCCUACCUCUGUGGUUUCUGUAACUAGACAUUCCGUGCCUCUGAUUUCUUCUCUUACACAAUGUUAAAGCGAUGAAAUUGUGAUCUUGGUACCUCAAGCAGUGCCUUAAGAUUUUAUUUAUUGUUAUUUAUUCUAAGCUAAGUAUUCUAUUUAAAUUUACAAAAGCAUAGAACUUAUAUCGAAUCAAUUCUCUUAAGUAUUCUAUCUGUAUUCUCUUUGUAACUAGGUAUUAUUUCUAAUCUAUCUACUACAACUAUCUUUUAUAACAAUUUAUGUAGCUAACUCACUUUCUGUCCUAUUUAAACGUUCUUGUCACGGAUAGUAUUAUACUUGAUCCUUUGCAAUUAUCGAUAAAUCGUGUAAAACAAUUUAUCGUAAUAUAAAUGUAUCUUUAGAUGUCCGAAAACGAUGUAGCCUCGAUGCAUCUAGCUUCUAACACGGCUCCUCAGAUCGUUUCGAAUAUCUUGAACUGAAGUUUGGGUUCCUAUAGUUUGAAUUUAGUGGAUGUUGUUCAUAGACUGGCAACAAUUUUAGAUCUAUGUACUAGUGCAAAAUUUUUGGGAGUUAAUUAUUGCCAUAUAACAAAUAUUAUUACUUAGAUAGAAUUCAAAUAUGUAGAGGCGAAGCGGCCGCGACUGCUACGAACGUAGAGUGUUCUACGCUUGCACGCGCGUUGUGAGUCGCUUCAACAAGCUCACCGCCAUAUUUAUAUUUUAUUAUUCUUGCUUCCUAUUAAAUGCUUCUCUACAUAUUUGAAUUGCAUCACCAAAUAACUUGCGUCUCUUUAUUCUACCCAGACGUACUGACUAUUCAGAAUAUUAUCACCAAGGUGACUUUAUAUUUGACUAGUUUACAACGAAUAUGUAAACCAUAAUUAGUCUAAGAGUAAGAUGAAACUAACAAACAAUAAAAUAGAAAUAAAAUCGGAGAGCUUUAACUAAUGUUUUGACAAUAUGAUAGUGGAUAAUUGCCAUAUGAUAGCCAUAUUAAGAAUUUAGUUUUAAAAACGGAAUGGUUCACUUUACGUUGUAUUAUUCUUGUUCAGGUACGUAGCCAGAACCAUCUUCGAAACACAAGUUGCUACUUAUAAAAUAAAAUAUUCAUAAUAAAAUAAAAUAACUUGCCUUGUCAAAUGAGUACCAACGCGCCUGUCACUGGCUACGUGCCCCUUGGCACGGUACUAAACCUUACAAAGCACAAGUUAAAUAUAAUUUAAUGUCGUAAAUGUAUUGUGAAUAAAUGUACCUAACGUGUAGUCGCUGUGGCAUAAAAAUGUACUUAUGUAUUUAUUUUGUCGUAAUUUUAGUCUGACGACAAACUAUGAAAAAGCUUUUUUGUCCAAAUGCUAUGAAAAUUAUUACCAUGUAAGUACUAAUGGAUUUAUGUUUCUGAAAACACAGUGCAGCAAUAGUUUAUAAUUUAUAUUCAAAGAUGUGGAAUUCACUUCGAUGGGCAGACUUGGUCAAUUUAUACAUGAUGUAAACAAUAUGUAAUUAUUGCGCUUUUAUAUUAUUUAUUUAUUGAUGUUAUUUUUGUAUUGAUAUAAAAAGCCUUCAAUAUCCAUAAAGGA
Molecule: messenger RNA, 3230 nt
Organism: Pectinophora gossypiella (pink bollworm)
Lineage: Eukaryota; Metazoa; Arthropoda; Insecta; Lepidoptera; Gelechiidae
Gene: hh
Product: indian hedgehog protein
Exons: 4
Coding region: 78-1226 (382 amino acids)
Biological process (GO): cell fate specification; smoothened signaling pathway; protein autoprocessing
Molecular function (GO): calcium ion binding; patched binding
Source: RefSeq, a predicted model, not a curated record